CGAGGACAGCGGGUGAAAUCAUUGAAGGGGUUGCUAGGAGACACCGGUGCACGUCUCUACGGAAACGGAGGCGGGGUUGAACAGCUCCGCGCGGCGGAGAAGCCUGUCCACAGCCCUGGAGUCCACUCGGGUUACUCUGGGAGUUCAGGACGGCUGGAAGUGGGGACGGAGGCUGCUCUCCCUGUGCUGGGCUGCUGGUUGGUGGGGACUUCAUACAGCCUCUCCCCUUCCCCAGCUCAGAGGCCCAGCUGGACCCUCGGCCUUUCCUCUGACUUCUUAUGCCCGCUGUGAGCUUCGCUGGAUUCAGGGUCUUGGUUGUGAGAGGAACGUCAUGUCGGUGCCCCGGCUGCGCGCGCUGCCGCUGCUGCUCCUGCUGGGUGCGUCGUGGGCGCGGGCGGGCGCCCCGCGCUGCACCUACACCUUCGUGCUGCCCCAGCAGAAGUUCACCGGCGCCGUGUGCUGGAGCGGAGCGGUUGCUGCACGACCCACUUCCGAGGCCGUGAACGCCAGCGAGGUGGCGGCGCUGCGCAUGCGCGUGGGUCGACACGAGGAGCUGCUGCGCGAGCUGCAGCGGCUGGCUGCUGCCGACGGCGCGGUAGCCGGCGAGGUGCGCGCGCUGCGCAAGGAGAGCAGCGGUCUGAGCGCGCGCCUAGGCCAGCUGCGCGCGCAGCUGCAGCAUGAGGCGGGGCCGGGGGCGGGGCCGAACCUGGGGGCGGAGCCUGCCGCCGCGCUGGCGCUGCUUGGGGAACGCGUGCUCAAUGCCUCUGCCGAGGCUCAGCAGGCCGCCGCCCGCUUCCACCAGCUGGACGUCAAGUUCCGAGAGCUGGCGCAGCUGGUCAGCCAGCAGAGCGACCUCAUCGCCCGUCUGGAGCGCUUGUGCCCGGGGGGCGCGGGCGGGCAGCAGCAGGUCCUGCCACCACCCCUGGUGCCUGUGGUUCCCAUGAGUCUGGUGGGCAACACCAAUAAUACUAGCAGGAGGCUCGACCCAGCUCCAGAGCCCCAGAAAGACCAGAUCAGGAGACAGCAGGGUCCCUUGGUCUCUCCCAUGCCUGCAGGGUCCCCUGCCAUCCCCACCAAGCCAGUGGGCCCAUGGCAGGACUGUGCAGAGGCCCAGCGGGCAGGCCACGGGCAGAGUGGCGUCUACGAGCUGCGACUCGGCCGGCUGGUGGUGUCAGCAUGGUGCGAUCAGCAGCUGGAGGGCGGAGGGUGGACGGUGAUCCAGCGGCGCCAGGACGGCUCUGUCAAUUUCUUCACCACCUGGCAGCACUACAAGGUGGGCUUUGGGCGGCCUGACGGAGAAUACUGGCUGGGCCUUGAACCCGUGUAUCAGCUGACCAGCCGUGGGGACCACGAGCUGCUGGUGCUCCUGGAGGACUGGGGGGGCCGCGGGGCACGUGCCCACUAUGAUAGCUUCUCCCUGGAACCUGAGAGCGACCAUUAUCGCCUCCGGCUUGGCCAAUACCAUGGUGACGCUGGAGAUUCUCUUUCCUGGCACAAUGACAAACCCUUCAGCACCGUGGAUAGAGACCGAGACUCCUAUUCUGGUAACUGCGCCCUGUAUCAGCGUGGGGGCUGGUGGUACCAUGCCUGUGCCCACUCCAACCUCAAUGGUGUGUGGCACCGUGGCGGCCACUACCGAAGCCGCUACCAGGAUGGAGUCUACUGGGCUGAGUUCCGUGGUGGGGCGUACUCUCUCAAGAAGGCUGCUAUGCUGAUCCGGCCUGCGAGGUCAUGACUGUCUGACCCUGUCUGCUGCGUCCCAGGGGGUGUUUCUCAGUAGAAGCCUAAAUUUUCCUGGCUUUCCCACUGUGGAUUUGGUCCCAGGAGCCCCCAGAACGGGACCCAGGAGUUCCCCCACCAAGAUUGCAGGCCCAGUCGGCUCCCCAAGGGCACUUAUGUCUCAGUUUAGCUCAUAUUUUAUAACAACACAAAGUAGCCACAGACCACGUCUGGUUUGUUUCUGCACCGGGCAGGGGUCACUCCCUGGGCCCGCCCUCCUCCUCUUCCUCCUCCUCCUCCUCCUCCUCCUCCUCCUUCAGGUCCUCCAAGAUGAGGUUGUCCAGGUCUUCCAGGAGGCCACCCUGGCUCAGGCAGGUGGCCACUGUGGAGCCACUGCUGAUGUGGGGGUUGCUGGGGUGGAGGACUUUGGGCAGAUGGUUCUGUUUGCGGCUCUUGGGAUGCGCGCAGGAUGUCCCAGGCACAUGG
Messenger RNA from Sciurus carolinensis (gray squirrel), 2205 nucleotides. RefSeq names its product angiopoietin like 6 (gene Angptl6). The transcript has 8 exons. Lineage: Eukaryota; Metazoa; Chordata; Mammalia; Rodentia; Sciuridae. The record is from RefSeq and is a predicted model, not a curated record. The coding region runs from base 332 to 1735 and encodes 467 amino acids.